Messenger RNA from Lactuca saligna, 1029 nucleotides. The record is from the annotation of a GenBank genome assembly. NCBI's taxonomy places the organism in Eukaryota, Viridiplantae, Streptophyta, Magnoliopsida, Asterales, Asteraceae.
AUGCCACAAACAUGCAUACCACCUGUGAUAGCAAAUGAAGCUGCUUUAGCCUUGUCAAUAUGCCCUGAAUAUAAUAAAAAAAGGGAAUUUAUCAAGGACAAACCAUUAUCAUCAUGUAUUAAGAAAUUGGUGAUGGAUGAUGUUAGUGUUGAUAGGAUUGGUGGGAAUAAGGAUGAUGCAGAUAAUGAAAUUGACCACGGAUUUAAUGAAUUUGAUGAGGAAUGUAAUGAUAUUAACCGGGAUUUUAAUGAAUUUCAUGAGGCAUGUAAUGAUAUUAACCAGGGAUUUAAUGAAUUUGAUGAGGCAGCUAAUGACUUUGAUAUUGGAUUGUACCAACAGAUUUUACAGUCUAAUGAACAGAAUGUAGAUGAUGAGGUUCAUGAAGGUAAGGAAAAUACAGUUAAUAAGGAAGUCACUGAAGAAGAGAAUCAUGACAGAAAUGAAAUGAAUGAUGAGAAUGUAGAGAUGAGAGAUUUUGCAGUUGAUGAUGGAAGUGAAGAUAACAUAGAGAUUGAUGAAGACAAUACUGAAAGAAGUGAUGAGAGUGAGGACAGUGAUGAUAGUGAUUUCUGGGUGGAUGAAGACAACAUCAUCCCUGAUGUAGAAGUAGACAUGAGGGAUUUUUACAUGAAUAUAGAUCUUGAAGCAGAAUUUCUUGAAAAAAGAUUACCAAAGCAUAGAGAGAAUGACAAUGAUGAGGUCAAUGAAGAGUUGGGUGUUAUAGAUAAUGAUCAAUGGGAUUCAUUGGAUGAGGGUUCUGAUAUAGAUAGGAAAAGAAGAGCUGUAAUAAAGGAAUUGGGGAAGGAGACUAGGUGCUCUCAAGGUGAGAUACACAAGGUAACUUUUAGGAUAGGACAAAAAUAUAAAAAUAAGAAGGAGUUAAAGGAAAAGAUACAAUUGCAUGCACUGGAAACAAGAAGGAAUAUAUUCUUUGUGAAAAACGACAAAAUGAGGUUAAGGGCAAUCUGUAAAGGAACUGUGGCCUUUAAUGAUGGUCAUUCAGUGAACCUACCCCUUGUCCUUGGGUGA